Chiloscyllium plagiosum (whitespotted bambooshark) is the source of this 1767-nucleotide messenger RNA. The record is from RefSeq and is a predicted model, not a curated record. Lineage: Eukaryota; Metazoa; Chordata; Chondrichthyes; Orectolobiformes; Hemiscylliidae.
AUAUUGGAAUAAAUUUGACAGAUCCAAUGUUUCGUGGGAUUUAUCGUGGUUCUCGGAAACAUCAAGAUGAUUUUUUGGAUGUAAUACAGAGAGCUGUCAAAACUGGAGUUCAAAAGUUCAUGAUUACAGGAGGCAGUUUACAAGAUAGCAAAGAUGCACUGGAAUUAGCAAAGACAAGAGAUUCUUUCUAUAGUACAGUUGGUUGUCACCCUACACGCUGUAGUGAAUUUGAGCAGAAUAAUCCAGCGCAAUACUUGUCUGAUCUUAAAACUUUGGCCGUUGAGAACAAAGGAAAAGUGGUGGCCAUUGGAGAAUGUGGUUUGGAUUUUGAUAGAUUGGAAUUCUGCCCUAAAGAGAUUCAACUAAAAUACUUUGAAAAGCAGUUUGACUUGGCAGAAGAAACUAAAUUGCCUCUGUUUCUACACUGCAGAAAUUCACAUGCAGAAUUUUUAGAUAUAAUGAAGAGAAACAUUGACAGAUGUGUUGGAGGUGUGGUGCACUCCUUCGAUGGUACAAAAGAAGAAGCUGCUGCACUUGUAGAAUUGGGUCUUUAUAUUGGUAUCAAUGGCUGCUCCUUAAAAACUGAAUCCAAUCUUGAAGCCAUGAAAUCUAUCCCGAGUGAAAGACUGAUGAUAGAAACGGAUGCACCAUGGUGUGGAGUAAAGAAUACACAUGCUGGUGCUAAAUAUGUGACGACCACUUUUCCAACAAAAAAGAAGUGGGAAGAGGGACACUGCCUCAAGGACAGGAAUGAACCAUGCCAUAUUGUUCAAGUACUGGAGAUAAUGGCUGCAGUGCGAGAAGAGGACACACGAGAGCUGAGCAACACUAUGUACAAUAAUACUGUGAAGGUCUUCUUUCCUAAUAGUUGAUCAACAGUCAAUUGUGACCAAUUGAUUUUUAAGUUGACACAACUUAAGAGGCAGCUGGCAAUGGCAUCCAUUUCCAGAAUGGUGCUACCUAGUUUUUGCAUGAGCUACUCUAGAUUGAUAUGAAUUUAUCCCCACCAUAGCCAUACAUUUUCUGUUUAAAAAAAAAUCAGUGAAAUUAGUCAUUUUGAUAACAUUUGAAAGAUACUUUUGAAAAAUUUCAAUUUGGAUGUGAUGGGAAAGCUGACUCCCUCUAAUGCAUGAAUGGCAGCUUUCCUCCCAUACCUACUUGAACAUGUUCAAAAGUGUAAUUUCACUGACAGAAUGUUGAGCAAGUACCUUACAGUGGAUUUUUUGAAUUUAUAGUACCUCUGUAUUGCAUUAUUAUUUUAUUAUAAUCAUGAUUGUGACAGAUGUAUUAUAGUAAACCUCUAACCAGAGAUCAGUACUUAAGUAAAUAUUUAGUUUUUAUGCAAAGGAUAAAAAGGUCAAGGACAUGUUAUGGUCAACUUGUUUGGCUUGGAGCAAAGUGGAUAGCAUAACAUCAAUAUGCAAUUCUGUCUGAUCACUUUUAGCAUAUACCGGAGAUAUCUAUUUUCUGAUCUUUAGGAUAUAUUGUAAAUCCUGACAAUGAUGACAAGCUUAUUGUAAUUUAAGAUUGUGUGAUUAUGUAGAGGAAGACAUUAUAGUUUUGUUCCAGUGCCCAUUGAGCCAAAAAUAUAAACAGUAGAAGAUAUGGAACAAUGUGGUUAUCAUGUACAAAAUCCAUAUUAAUGACCAAACACUGGGGUAUAAUUACUGGAAUUUUGUUGUGUGGGAAGUAUUGCUAGAUCAAUAUGAUAAUCAUUCAUUUGAAAAUAAAACUUAUACUCAACAGUGAAGCAUUCCUUCUGUUCAA